Erythranthe guttata (spotted monkey flower) is the source of this 1791-nucleotide messenger RNA. RefSeq names its product subtilisin-like protease. The record is from RefSeq and is a predicted model, not a curated record. Gene Ontology annotation, molecular function: serine-type endopeptidase activity. Lineage: Eukaryota; Viridiplantae; Streptophyta; Magnoliopsida; Lamiales; Phrymaceae. Gene Ontology annotation, biological process: proteolysis.
AUGCCACCUCCCCCUGCUAAAUGGAAAGGCGAAUGCGAACUGAACGGAACACUAACAUGCAACAACAAGCUCAUCGGUGCGAGAAACUUCGCCAGUGAGUUCCCGGGCCCCGCCAUCGACGACUUCGGGCACGGGACCCACACCGCUAGCACGGCCGCCGGGAAUUAUGUUUCCGAGGCGAACGUGUUCGGCCAAGCCAAUGGAACGGCGUCAGGCAUCGCCCCUCUCGCCCACCUUGCUAUUUACAAAAUCGAUUCGAAAACUAGCGUCUUGGAAAGCGACAUACUUGCGGGAAUGGACGCCGCUAUCGAGGACGGUGUUGACGUACUUUCCCUUUCUCUAGGAGGGGGUUCGACUCCUUUCUACGAAGACAGCAUUUCCAUAGGGGCAUUUAGCGCCAUGCAGAGGGGCAUUUUCGUCAGUUGCUCGGCUGGAAACGGCGGCCCAUACAAUUCCUCACUGUCGAACGAGGCGCCAUGGAUUCUCACGGUCGGUGCUAGCCCUAUCGACAGGAAGAUAAAGGCAACCGCGUUGCUGGGGAAUGGAGAGGCUUAUGACGGUGAAUCGCUUUACCAGCAGAAAGGUAAUUAUCCCGAAUUGCGGCCACUAGUGUACGGCGGCAAUGAAACUGUCCUUGCGUGGUGCGGGCCCGGAUCGUUGGACGACAUGGACAUGAAGGGCAAAGUAGUCUUAUGUGAGAUAGGUGGAGGAAUAGCCCCAGUCGGAAAAGGGCAAACCGUGAAAGAUGCCGAUGGUGCCGCCAUGAUCCUGAUGAAUGAAGAGGCCCGCGCCUACUUCACGGUACCUCUACCGCAUGUACUUCCUGCGACGCUUGUUAGUUAUUACGCGGGACAAAAUAUCAAAGACUACAUAAACUCCUCGACGGCGCCUACCGCAUCGAUCUUGCUCGGUGGGACGGUAAUAGGAGAUAAGACUGCUCCGCUAGUUGCAUCGUUCUCUUCCAGAGGUCCCAAUUUGGCAAGUCCGGGUAUUUUGAAACCCGAUAUUAUCGGCCCUGGCGCCGCCAUACUCGCAGCUUGGCCUGUAUCUAUCGACAACUACACUCACGAGAAGGCGACUUUCGACGUGAUUUCGGGCACCUCAAUGUCGUGCCCGCAUCUCAGUGGGGUUGCAGCAUUGAUCAAGAGCGCGCAUCCUGAUUGGUCCCCUGCGAUGAUCAAGUCAGCCAUAAUGACCUCCGGCACUCAGAUAAACCUCGGAAACAAUCCAAUCCUCGACGAACGGUAUUUGUCCGCCGACAUCUUUGCCGUUGGGGCGGGGCAUGUGAGCCCUUCUAUGGCGUUGGAUCCAGGGCUCGUGUACGAUAUCACGGCCGAUAAUUACGUUUCGUACUUGUGUUUUCUCUACACGGAGCAACAAGUAGCGGCUAUUGUGAACCGUAAGAUCAACUGCAGUGGAUCGGAAUAUACCCGUGUUCCGGAAGCACAGCUGAAUUAUCCCUCGUUUUCUGUUGUUCUUGGAUAUACUGGCUACGUGUAUUCACGGACAGUGACGAAUGUUGGGGAGGCGAAAUCGACUUACUACGCGAAGAUAGAAAGCGUUCCAGGGGUGAACGUAACUGUCGAGCCUACGGUACUUAGCUUCACCGAGGUGAAGCAGAAGCUGACAUACAAGGUUUACUUCAACAGACAAGAGUUUACUACAAAUGGUUCGUAUGUUCAAGGAUCAAUUUCCUGGAUUUCGACGAAGCAUACCGUUAGAAUCCCGGUUUCCGUGAAAUUGGCUCUGUGAAUUAUAUGAUAUCACUGCCGGAAUACAUGAUGAUCGACU